AUGGUGACUGGAAUUGAAAGAGCUCGACCGGGUGCUGGUGCAUCCACCGAUGUCUCCGGUGGCGGUUCAGUUGGAGAGUCCAGUCAAGAGUUUGAGGGCUCUGAUAUUGAGUGGAUCAAUAAGAAAAAACUCAUUAUGGUCACUUACGAUGGUGAAUGUGAUCCAAUGGAUCCUCACAAUUGGACCUUCAAACGUCGACAAGCGUGCACUCUUAUAACGUCGGGGACUGCAUGCGUGGUUUUCUGGUCUUCUACAAUUGAUACCACCGCCAUCGUAUCAACUAGGGCGCUCUAUCGUACAAAUACCCAACUCCAGGUCUUAGCGACGACCAUGUUUCUGGUUAUGAAUGGCCUCGGCGCCCUGGUAACAGCACCGAUCUCCGAAGUUUUCGGACGCAACCCCACAUACAUUCCGAGUAUGAUCCUGUUCAUGCUGUUUAACAUGGGCGCAGGGCUGGCUCAGACUGUGGUACAGCGAAUUAUCUGCCGUGCCUUGACUGGCCUAUUCGGACCGACGCCGGGGGCAUUUGUUGUCCAAUUCAAGUGGGAAAGCUGGCGCUGGGUGGAUUGGAUUACCAUUAUCUUUGGAGGAAUAAUCUUGGUGCUGCUUGUGCUGUUCCUACCCGAAACAUACAGUCCCAUCCUGCUAGACUGGAAAGCCAAAGAGCUCUGCCAUCUAACAGGCGAUGACCGCGUCCACGCCUUUUACCUCGCUGUCGAAGUCAUCAUCCUCUACACUUUUAUCUCCGGCUAUGCCUCUAUAUACGGGAACAUAUAUCAUUGGAGUACAGGCUUGACAGCCGUCGCCUCCUUAGGCAUCGAACUCGGAGUGCUCGUCUCCGCACCAGCCGUCCCAAUAGCAAUGUAUUUUCUCCGCCGCGAGAUCAUUCGCAGUCGCACUCGAGGCCAGCACCGCCCAGACCCCGAAAUCAGUCUGUAUAUGGGCAUGUUUGGUGCGCCAGCUAUCCCAAUUUCCAUGUUCUGGAUGGGCUGGACCGCCCGAGAGUCCAUCAGUUACUGGAGCCUGCUUGCCUCGUCGGUAAUGUUGGGCUUUGGGGUGCUGUGCAUCUUUGUUUCAUCGUACCAAUAUGUUGCCGGUUCGUUUGAGCUACAUGCUGCUAGCGCUCUCUCAAGUUUACAAGUAUUGCGGCUUGUUGCUUCUGGUGUUAUGGCAAUUGUCUCGGAAAUUAUGUGCCGUAACCUGGGCGUUGCUUGGACUCUGACUGUUCUGGGUGGUAUCUCUUUCGUGUUUUUCCCUGUGCCGUAUGUUUCGUACUGGAAAGGGCCGCAGGUGCAGGCUCGGAGUCGGUAUGCGCGACGAAAUGAAGCUUAG
Penicillium canescens is the source of this 1332-nucleotide messenger RNA. RefSeq lists its product as uncharacterized. Gene Ontology annotation, molecular function: transmembrane transporter activity. The record is from RefSeq and is a predicted model, not a curated record. Lineage: Eukaryota; Fungi; Ascomycota; Eurotiomycetes; Eurotiales; Aspergillaceae. The transcript has 4 exons. Bases 1 to 1332 code for a protein of 443 amino acids. Gene Ontology annotation, biological process: transmembrane transport.